Solanum tuberosum (potato) is the source of this 3863-nucleotide messenger RNA. RefSeq names its product CCR4-NOT transcription complex subunit 1-like. Gene Ontology annotation, cellular component: P-body; CCR4-NOT core complex. The transcript has 26 exons. Gene Ontology annotation, molecular function: molecular adaptor activity. NCBI's taxonomy places the organism in Eukaryota, Viridiplantae, Streptophyta, Magnoliopsida, Solanales, Solanaceae. The record is from RefSeq and is a predicted model, not a curated record. Gene Ontology annotation, biological process: nuclear-transcribed mRNA catabolic process, deadenylation-dependent decay; negative regulation of translation. Bases 250 to 2661 code for a protein of 803 amino acids.
UUUGAUAAAAUUUCCAAAGUUAGCACACAUUUUUAAGCCUUUAACCUUUUCGUUUCAAACCUGGAAAUAAUUUUCUUCUAAUUAUUUCGUGAACAGAGUGCCAUAAAGGUUUCUAACAUACUGAUUCUGAUUCUACAACUUGAACCUCUCUUAUCUAUUGUUCUAGUCCUUGUUUGCCUUUUCAUUGAUGGUGAAAAUGAUGUUGACUCCCUUUUAGCAGAAACGGGGAAGGAAAUAACCAUAGCAGAUAUGCAGGACAAUAUCUUACAUUGCCAAGAAUUUUUAUCCUUAUUUUUGCCACUGGAUGAAGUGACCAUUGCUAGGAUAGUUGGUGUGAUUGUCCGUACACAAUCAGAUGACAAGAGUGUACACUCGAAAUUCCUUGCUGAUCUUUGUGGCAACAAUACAUUGGAUUUAUCACAAAUGACUGACUGGGAUGCCGACACUCUUAUUUAUGCAACAAAGCAACUUGCUCCUGAAUUGAACUGGGCAACUAUUAUGGAAAACCUAGACCAUGAGGGUUUCUAUAUUCCCAACGAAGCAGCUUUUUACUUUUUGAUGUCUGUUUAUAAACAUGCCGGCCAGGGUCACUUUCCUCUCAGAGCUAUUUGUGGCUCUAUCUGGAAGAAUGCUGAGGGUCAGAUUUCCUUACUUAAAUAUGCUGUCUCAGCUCCUCCGGAAGUGUUUACCUUUGCACAUUCUGGGAGGCAACUGUCAGUUUUGCAGGCCUAUGUUGAUGUUGUGAAUGACCAUAAGGUUCAAAUUGAACAUGCAAAUCAUGCGUGGUUGUGUCUUGACCUUCUGGAAGUUCUUUGCCAGCUGGCUGAGAGAGACCAUGCAAGUUCUGUGAGAUCCAUACUCGAGCACCCUCUGAAGUACUGCCCUGAAGUCUUGCUUCUUGGGAUGGCCCACAUUAAUACUGCAUCUAAUCUUCUCCAGCAAGAAGUUUCCUCUGCUGUUAUCCCAAUAUUACUGCAAAAUGCUGAUGCAAGUGGUAUGAUUGUUCAUCUGUGGCAUGUUAAUCCCUACAUAUUGUUGCGGGGUCUUGUAGAUGCGCUGAGCAUUGACCCAGAAAACAUGAGCAGAUUUUUGGCUGCCUGUCAAGAGAUAAAGAUUCUAUCACCAAUACUAGAUAUGAUUCCAUAUCCAUUCGGUGUUAGACUUGCUGCCCUUGCUUCCUGCAAAGGACACAUAAAUUUGGAGAAAUGGUUGAGCAGUAACUUGAACGCAUAUAAAGAUGCUUUCUAUGAGGAAUGCAUUAAGUUCUUGAAGGAGGUGCAUCUUCCUGCUCAAGUUGUUACUUCCAACCACUUCUGUUCUCCCAAUGCUCUUAGGACUAUUUAUUCAGAAGCUUCUUCAACGUUCUUAAAGGUCCUCCAGUCUCAUUCUGGCCUAGUUUCUUCACCCCACCUAUCCCUGGAAAUGGAUAAGUUGCAUGUAACAUAUAUGGGGACUAAUUCGCGGUUUAAAAGUUCUGGUUCUGCUGAUUUGUCAUCAUCUGAUUAUUAUUCUGAAGAUAUUGAAGCAGAAGCAAACUUGUACUUCCAUCAACUUUUCUCUGGUCAGGUAACUAAUGAUACAAUGAUUCGAAUGCUUGCUCAUUUGAAAGAAUCGACUGAAAAGAGGGAACAAGCAAUUUUCCGCUGCAUGAUCGUUAAGCUGUUAACUGAAUCUUUUGCCAAGUACCCUGUGAGGCAACUCCAAAUGUCUGCUGUACUCUUUGGAUCACUUAUUAAGAAUCAGCUCAUAACUGAUCAUACACUUGGGAUUGCUUUGCUGGCCGUCUUGGAUGCAUUGCACAAGAGUCCUUCUACAAAUAUGUAUGUUUUUGGUGUUGGGGCACUGACACAAUUUGUUGACCGUCUGAUUGAAUGGCCUGAUUACGUCAGCCUUAUCUUGAAAAGAUUGGUUCUGCGUGGAAUGCAUUCAGAAUUGGUUGUGUUCAUUGAGCAGGCUCUUGCCAGGACUUCACAGGCACAUGCAGGCCAUUGUCCUGCUGUAGAUGAAGUACAUCAAGCAAAAGCAGGCUUGUAUUUCAAUCAAUUGUUUUCUGGUCAGCUGACUAAUGAUGAAAUGAUUGAAAUGCUUGCUCACUUUAAAGAAUCAACUGAUAACAGGGAACGAGCAAUUUUUGGUUGCAUGAUUGUUUUGCUGUUCCGUGAAUUCAAACUGUUCGCCCAUUUCUCAAAGAGGGUACUCAAAAUUUAUGCUGUUUUUACAGGGUCUCUUAUCAAGAAUCAACUUAUAACUAAUCAUACUCUUGAUAUUGCUUUGCAAAAUGUCUUGGAUUCAUUGCACGAGCCUGCUGAUUCAAAGAUGUUUUAUUUAGGUAUUAGGGUGUUGGCUCAGUUUGUUGACCGUAUGAUUGAAUGGCCACAUUACUGCAAUCGGAUAGUGCAAAUAUCUCAUGUAUGUUCAAGUCAUCCAGAGCUUGUUGCAUUUGUUGAGCGUGGACUUUCAAGAGUUUCACAGGCACAUGCAAGUCAGAGUUCUGCUGCUGAUGGUUGUUAUGCUAAUGAUAUUGAAGCAGAAGCAACCUUGCACUUCCAGCAAAUGUUCUCUGGUCAGCUGACUAGUGAUGCAGUGAUUCAAAUGCUUGCUCAACUCAAAGGAUCAACAGAUAAUAGGCAACAAGCAAUUUUUCCAGUGCAUGAUUGUUAAGCUUUGUAGAGAAUACAAAAUUUAUGCCAUGUACCCAGAAAAGCAACUGAAAAUUGCUGCUGCUUUCUUAGAGUCACUUACUAAGAAUAAGCUCAUAACUCAUCCUACAGUUUGGAAAAUUUGUAAUCAAGCUUUGCGAGCUGUCUUGGAUGAAUUGCAUGAGGGUGCUGCUGAUUCAAAAUGGCGGACCCAGGAUUUUUGCUCAGGGGUUCAAAGUAUAAAGAAGAAGUUCAGUCCCACACUUAUGAUUGUAGUUCCAAUCAUAUAUCAAGUUUACCGUGAAUUACGUGAUGGAAAGAGCUUUGCAACACGAAGGGUGGAUGCAAUUCAGAAAGGGAAUAUCGUAUUCACAUUGGUAGCCUCAUUUCAGAUGAAGAUGGAUUUGAUCAGGAAGCAAAAAUGCCUAAUGUGCCUAAUCCAGAAAUGCUUUUAUCACUGGAAGAUUUGAGAGAAAUGCGCAAGACUAUCCUCGGCUUCCCAGGACAUACCGAAAUAAGGUUGCUACUGCAAAAUUUGUACCCUGGCCAAUAGAAAUAAGGUUUUGUGAACCUAAUAAUGCCACUAGUCACACCAAGUCUCCUCCAAGUUUGAGAUAUUGGUUCAGAGCAAAAGGAAAACUUUCAGAUGACCAGGCCUUACAUAGCAUAUGCAUCAGAUCUAAUCUUUAAUACAGUCAAUCUGAAUCCUCAUCGAAGGAAGGGUUUCAAGGUCUGGAUCAUUCGAUUUGGUUCCACGGACCUUUGAGAGCUGAUGAUUGGAUAUUGUUUGUGAUGCACAGUCCGACUGCUUAUAAUGCACGUGGCUUUGUGACGGGCCAAAUGCUUAUUAGGAAGGGAGAGAUUGUAGUGUCACUGACUCAAGAGGCCUUAUUGAGGCCAGCCAGAAAACUACCUGCAUUCCAACCAAAGCUCUAAUCCAUGUCAGGUCCAAUGAAAAAAGAGGACUAGGUAAAACUGCAGAAGAGCUUGAAUAAGUUUUAUAGAGGUCGCAAAUUAGAAUAAGAUAGUUGUUUUGAUUAUGGAAGAGUCCAGAUCAUAUGACGUAUCUAUAUUUUACAACUAUUAUACAGAAUUACCCCAUCAUUGUCUCUGUACCUCGCAUCUCACCUUUAUAGAUUGCCCAGCCAGAAGAGGCAUUCCCAUCGCUACAUUGAUCGAUCUAUGAUUGUUUUAAGUUAAAAGUUAUUGUGUUUUUACAAGUUU